Messenger RNA from Linum tenue, 8714 nucleotides. NCBI's taxonomy places the organism in Eukaryota, Viridiplantae, Streptophyta, Magnoliopsida, Malpighiales, Linaceae. The record is from the annotation of a GenBank genome assembly.
ACAAUUACGUUAUCGCUAGUAACCUACAAAAAAAUUUAAAAUCUUCUAGGUGACAAUUGAAUUGCUAUACUUAUUAGGAGAAGUACAAAAUAAUAGUGUCAGAUGAUAACGUAAGUAUAUGUUGAAUAUGUCGUAGGCUCUAUUAGCUAAGGGUUGUUUAAAGCCAGUACAAAGCACUGGUGACAGUAUCAGAAGAAUUAGAACACAAACAACAGCUCAAGGAAACAAGGAACAGAUGAGUAGGAAUUACACACCGGUAUGUUGAUCACUUCAUCUCUUAACCAACCAAGAGAAUUGUAGAUAAGAAGUCCUUACCAACUUCUUUCCAAGAGGGGUGUUCUCGGACGCAGGGCAGUAACUUAUAUUCAGAAGGGGGCACUCUUCAAAUUUAAUGGUUGGGCUCUGACAUCCUGUACGAGACUGGGAUUCGAACAAGCAACUGAGUGAAGUUGCAACUACCUUUUCUGCCUCUUUGUACCCAAUUGCAAGCCGUGUGGCAUAAUCAUUAGCUACAUGUUGCUUUUCUGUCCCAGCAACAGCAUCAUGAUGCUGGGCAAUUGCUAGUGCAUCUGCCAAUAAGUCGGUCUUAGGACCAAGCUUACUCUUUCCAUUGAAAAACUCUAGUUGCCUUGCAGCCAAGUAAUAGCCACUCAUCACUCUGACAUAGCGUUUCAAGGCUGGUCGACUCGUAAAGUAUCCUGUCCAGAAACCAUUUGCACGGUCUGCAUAGGGGAAAAAGUCUUCGGUCUUUAGUGGCCAUGCCUCAUUUGCAGAAUGCUUGGCAUCAGUAUAUAUGGAUGGGGUAGAGUAGAGAACAUUUACACGUCCAUCCUGUUCACAUAGUGAAUCAGCUUGUCCAUCUGGCGAAACCAAGAGUUUGCAUACUGAUACUUGAAAUCUGUUCCCAUAGUAAACAUAACAUGGUUUCCUCGAGUAAUGUUCGCCUGCCAUAUGGCAGCAGCAACGAAGUCAUUUACUCGAUCCGGAACAUUAUAAUCAAACAAAUUGAUGUCAUCCUUAACUACAGGGGAGGGAUCAUUAACUUCAAAGUAGAAAUCACCAGGUGGAGGCUCAUAGUUUGUUGGGAAUGCACCAGCAAAAAUCUUUGAUGCAGGAAGACUCUUGGAACCCUGCCACACCGUUUCGAGACUCUUCUCACCCUUACGUUUUUCCCUGUCCUGGUAAUCUAUCCGGCCAAAGAAAAAGGAGUCGAAACCAACCUACAACUCCCAGCAAGUAUGCCUGGACUGCAGAAUGUCCAAAAGGGUCGAUUUGCCAACCAAUCCUUGGUGUCACACCAAAUUCCCUUUUGAUGAACCUGUGUCCAAGAGUCGUUUGGUCAACCAUAUCAAUGUAAUGGGUCACCGCCUCAUCAUGCAUGCACAUUCCCCCAUUUAUGAAUUCUAGCUGCCCCGACGACACAAGCUGCUUGACUACGUGCUUCAUCGUUUCACUCUGCUCGUUCCACCAUCUUUCGAAAAAUGCCUACAUUGUCAACGUAGAUGAACUUGCGAUUCUUGUCAGCCAGCAAUGCCGGAAUCAGAGAAUCCAAAACGUUCUGCACGCAGGCACCCUGAAUUGUUGGAGCCAACAUAGUACUGGUCAACGGUCUUCAACCACCCAACAUCGUCGUGGGUAUGGGGAAUCAGGUGAACAUUAAGCUUCCCAGGAACUAUUCCUUGUGAAGUGUUGUAAACCAUGAAUUUGGAUUCCCCGCAUGGAAUCGAUAGCAGAAUCGUGCAAAAAAGAGCAGUGGAGAACAACCAUGGCUUCAUUCUAAAGCUCAAUCUCCUUCUCCGUCGAGAAAUACACACACAGCGGCUGCAGUAGAAGUAGACUGACGGAGGUAUAUAUAGCAAUUCACGCCAUGGAAAUAGGUUUCAGUGAGGGAAUAAAGGAGUCCAGUGAGUCACUGUCUAUUAUUGGAAUAGAAAAUUGCCAUUCUUUUGAUGGAUAAGGCCGAUGACUCGAGAUUUUGUCAACUUGUGCUUCUUUUGCAGGGGAUGCUGGAGCAACCUUCGAUGCAUGGUUUCAACCGGCACCGGGCAACCCGCCGGGUUUUAACUGGCUAGCGGAGCAUCCGGGCCAGACAGAAAAGGGCAACGGGAAACCAUGCCGUUGGCUUGCGGCGAUCAGGGGCUUACAGCUUACUUCGCCAGUCAAGUAUAACUGGCGAGUAAGAAAAAUGGCGGCGAAAGCACGGAGGAGGUGGUAUCAGCAAUAUUGGAGAUAUGAGUAAAAUAUAUCGCAUUAUUGCGUGAUAUAAUGGCGAGUUAUUAGUGUCUUUGUAGUUUCCACUUUCCCCUCCUUUUCCUUCUUCCCUUUUUCUCCGAUUUAGCUUUGAACUUCCUUUCUCUCUCGCCUCAAGGAAAUAAAAAAUGCUAAAACCCAGGCCUUAGGUUUUAGUAUCCCGCCAUGUCUUCCUUCUUCCCUCCACCUUCUUUGCUCCCUCGUCCGUCCACUGCUUCACUCUCCGGCACAGCUACUAGUAGAUGCGACAGCGUCAUGCCCUUCAAGAUGCUCGGAAGUUCACUCUGGAUAGUUUCCUUGCUUAUCAUUGCGGCGGAGACAGCGUCGUCCUGGUCGCCGUCGCCGAUGGCCAGCUCCGGCCCUCACAUUGGUGAUGUCAACAUACUGCUCCCUCCUAAGAUGACGUACUCUGUGGAUUACCGGCUUCAAGGAUAUGAUGGCUGCUUCAAAUGGUCAUGGGAUCAUCGUGAUAUACUCUCUGUUGUACCUGAAUAUAAUGCAAGUAGCCACUGCUCGACAAGCGCGAUGUUGAGCUCCAUUGCCCCCUUUAGUGGUCGGAAGGAGACUGCAGUUUAUGCUACUGAUAUACAAACUGGGGUUGUAAUUCGCUGCAAAGUUUUCAUUGACAAAAUCUCCAGGAUUCAGAUCUUUCAUAAUUCCAUUAAACUGGAUCUAGAUGGACUUGCCACUCUUCGAGUUCACGCAUUUGAUAGUGAAGAUAAUGUGUUUUCAUCCUUAGUUGGCUUACAAUUCAUGUGGCAACUAGUACCUGAAGGUCCGGGGCCUCAUCACCUAGUUCAUGUUCCUCUCAAGCAUUCUCCUUUGAGCGACUGUGGUGGAUUGUGUGCAGCCUUAAACUUCAGGAUAAAGCUUGAAGAUGAUGGUGUAUUCUCAGAUCUGUGCGUUGUCAAAGGGACUGGGAUUGGACGUGAGACUGUAUCUGUACAGAUGCGUGAACCACAGUUUGAGCGCAUGAGUGAUAGGAUAGUACUAACUGUUGCAGAAGCCAUGUCAGUCGAGCCCCCUUCUCCUGUCUAUGUUCUGGUUGGUGCUGCUUUACAAUACACUCUUAAAGUCAUCAGAGGAAAUGUUCCACAAGUUGUAGCAUUACCAUCUCUACAUCAUCACUGGUCUGUCUCAAACUCCUCAGUUGCUGAAGUAGAUCCAAUGCAGGGUUCUGCUCAUGCUCUGAAUUUGGGAAUAACGGCUGUUGCUGUUAAAGAUACUAGAGUUGCUGGCCAUGUACAGAUUUCCUCACUGUAUGUGGUGGUACCAGAAAGCUUACAUCUGUAUAUAGUGCCACUCUCUAUUUCUGGCGACCCGAUGGAAGGAGUUCAACCUGUUGCUUCUGGGGCUACAUGGUACGUGGUUAUUGGUCAUUGUUACCUUAUCAAAGUCAAAGUUUUCUCUGGCGGGCCUGAUGCACAAGAGAUCUACAUCACAGAGAAAGAUAAUGUUAGACUGUUGGAUGAACCAACUGAUUACUGGAAAUCAUUGCCGCCAUCAGCUGCUAAUGUUGUCGAACAUGGCUGGUGGAAUUAUAGAGUCAUCAACGUAACCUCUCUGGGUCUUGGAAAAUUAGCAGCAUCUUUGAUUUAUUUCCAUGGGCAUCAGGAAAGAGAGCAGGUUCUGAAAGUUGAGCAAGAAAUUGUCGUUUGUGAUCACGUAAAAUUUCUUCUGGAUGGUAACACAACAUCUCAAGUUGUCCACCUUCCAUGGGCUCCUGCAGUUUACCAAGAGGUGGAGCUGAAGGCUGCGGGAGGUUGUGCAAAAGCAUCAGCUGACUACAAAUGGUACUCAUCAGAUGCUUCUACUGUGUCAAUUUCAACUUCAGGGAUCAUCCUGGCUAUGAAGCCUGGUAAAGCUACUGUGAAAGUAGUUUCUGGAUUUGAUCCCUUCAAUUAUGAUGAGGUGUUGAUCGAAGUUUCUUUGCCUUCAUCUAUGAUUAUGCUGCCAAACUUCCCUGUGGAGACUGUUGUGGGGUCACAUCUUCAAGCUGCAGUGACAUUAAAAUCGUCAAAUGGUGCCUAUUUCUACAAAUGCGAUGCUUUUCGUACUUUUGUGAAUUGGAGAACUGGAAGCGAGUCUUUUGUUGCCCUAAAUGCUACAGAGGAAUCACUUGCUGUCCAAAAGCUAGCAAAAGCUGGCCAUGGGUAUGUGAGUGGUCCACCUUGUUCAUGGACUAAGGUUUAUGCAUCUGGUUCUGGUCAGACGCUGCUUCAGGCUAUUCUAUCCAAGGAAUACCACAGCUUUGAUCAUCACUUCCAUGGACCUAUUGUCUUGAAGGCCUCAUCACGAAUUGCAUCAUAUCCACCACUUAUCCUGGGUCAGUUAGGUGAUGGGAACCAAUAUGGAGGUUAUUCUUAUGAAGGAACAGAUGAUGAAAUAGAAAAUUUGGAGAAGUUAUAUCUUGUUCCAGGAACAAGUUUGGAUGUCAUGCUUCUUGGAGGUCCCAAACAGUGGGGCACUAGUGUUGAGUUCAUUGAAACUGUUGAACUGCUGGACGACGAGACUGUUAAGAAUAAAGUUGGCCUUCAAGUGCAUCAACUUACUGGCAGCUACAGGAGUACGUACCGAAUUUUGUGCUCAAGUCAUGAGGCCUAUAAAUUGGUUUUCAGACGUGGGAAUUUGGCAGGAGAUGAGCAUCCGGUGCCCACUGUUGCAGAAGUUACACUGUCUAUUACAUGCGGCAUUCCAUUUUCCAUUGCACUUAUCAUUGAUGAACCUGUUAAUGAACGUGAUCUUGUAAGGACUGUGGCUGCUGCUGAACGUAGCACAGGACACAUUCAAAUCACCCCUAUAACAGUGGCGAAUGGUCAAACUGUCAGAGUUUCUGCUGUUGGCAUUGCAACUCUAGGGGAAGCUUUUGCAAACUCAUCUUCUCUUUAUCUGAAAUGGGAAUUGAUGGGCUGUGAAGGCCUAGCAUACUGGAAUUAUGCUUAUGAAUCAAAGAGUUCUAAGUCCAGUUGGGAGAGGUUCUUGGUCCUGCAAAAUGAAUCAGGACAGUGCAUUAUCCGUGCUACUGUUAUUGGCUUCAGCAAACCAAUAAACAGUCAAUAUUCUGCUGAGCUGGCAGACAAAUCUUUGACAGAUGCUAUUCAGUUGCAGCUUGUGUCGACACUGAGGCUGACUCCAGAAUUCAACUUGUUAUAUAUGAAUCCUGAUGCAAAGGCCAAUCUUUCAAUUUUUGGGGGCAGUUGCCUCUUAAAAGCUUCUGCUAAUGACUCUCAAGUGGUGGAGGUUCUUGAAUCUCCACCUGGUCUGCAAUGUCUGCAAUUGACAAUCGCUCCUAAAGAGCAAGGGUUUGCAAAUGUGACAGUUUAUGACGUUGGACUUGUCGUUCCAGUUGCAGCUUCUGCUGUGGUCCAAGUUGCUGAUCUGGAGUGGAUUAAGAUUAUGUCCGGAGAUAAAAUAAGCCUCAUGGAAGGACAGUCUCAUUCCUUAAACUUAAUGUCUGGGAUUAACAACGGGAGAAUUUUUGACUCGUCUCAGUAUGCAUUCAUGGAGAUGGUAGUGCAUAUUGAGGAUGAUGUGGUGGAAGCUGUAGAUAAUGGCAAUAUUGGAAGUUCUUGUUCCUCCUAUCUUACCACUCCUGACUUCAAGAUCAUUGGAAAACGGCUUGGCUUCACGAAUCUUUAUGUCAGUGCUAGACAGAAUUCUGGAAAUGAAAUAUCCAGUCAACUGGUAAAAGUAGAAGUAUUUGCACCUCUGAAAAUUCACCCAGAAGAAAUUUUCCUCGUUCCUGGGGCAUCUUAUAUGCUCAAUGUGGAAGGUGGCCCAACAAUCGGACAGUAUGUGGAAUUUGCUUCUGAGGAUGAACAAAUAGCAACAGUUGACAAAGCCUCUGGACGUCUUUCUGCAAUUUCUCCUGGCAACACUACAAUAAUUUCUACUGUUCAUGGACCUGAAGAUAUAAUUUGUAAAGCAUCAGCUCUUGUGAAAGUGGGAGUGCCUUCUUUGGCAACGUUACAUGCGCAAAGUGAACAACUUGAUGUUGGUAGGCAAUCGCCAAUAUAUCCUUUAUUUGAAGAGGGCAAUUUGUUUUCCUUUUAUGAGCUUUGCAAAGGGUACAAAUGGACUAUAGAUGACGGAAAGGUGAUCGACUUCUACAAGUUGGAAAAACCCCUUGGUGAUAAAAACUGGUCCCCGUUGGAUGAUGAGAAAGAACCUGAUUUUAUGAAAGUCGUGUACGGAAGGUCUGCCGGCAGGACAACUGUUGCAGUAACAUUCUCGUGUGACUUCGUUUCUAGUUCAUAUUCACAAUCUAGACUGUAUGAUGCCUCUGUGUCAUUGCUGGUUGUGCCUGAUCUCCGGCUCACGCCUGGAGUUCCAACAGCAUGGGUUCUUCCUCCUCAUUAUGUUACCUCUGCUCUUCUGACUUCAUCUUCUGAAUCACGUGGCCAGAGGGAUAGUCACAGUAAAAAAGGAACGAUUGCCUAUUCCUUGUUGAGGAUCUGUGGUGAAAGGAAUGAAAUCAUACAAGAUGGCAUUAUUAUUGAAGGAGAGAAGAUAAGAACAACGGAGAGUAACAAUGUUGGAUGCAUACAGGCAAAAGAUCGAAUAACUGGGAAGACUGACAUUGCCUGCUGCAUCAGAGUUGCUGAGGUAGCUCAAAUCAGAAUCACAAAUGAGGAGUUUCAAUACCGUGCAAUUUAUCUUCCAGUUGGUGCUGAACUUGAUCUUCCCGUAACAUACUUUGAUGCCUUAGCCAAUCUCUCUAUCAAUUCCAAGCAUUUAGUUUUACAGGCCUCAAGUUUCUGGCACUAUUUCUUUGAAAGUUUAUUCAUCAUUUCUUCUUCUUCUUCUUCUUUUUGCUUGAAGGCUAUGCAACCUGGUCGGGCUCUUUUACGGGUAUCACUCGCUAGCAAUCAACAGAAGUCGGACUAUGUUCUGCUCACUUCAUGUGAGGAAUUAGCAAAACACUUCCUGCUUUCUAGACGACUAAUGAAGAUAUUCUGCUUUGUUGUAGGUGUUAAUGACUGGUCGUCUGGCCGCUGGCUUAGUGCCAAUAAUAGUGUCGUAGAUAUUGAUAGUUCUGGAAAAGCUGUAGGGGUUGGUGUAGGGUCCACUCAAGUAACGUUUGAGUGCCAUCCAAUGAAAGUACAAACAGAGGUCACGGUGCUAUCAGGAAAUGUUGUUUCUGUUAAUCCUCCUGAAGAGUUGCUGACGAAUGUUCCAUACCCAACGAAAGGAUACAGCUUCCCUGUUAAAUUCAGUGGUGUACAGCAAAAGUCUGAAUCUAGUGGAAGUAGCAAAGAAGUACAAUUUGACUGCAAAGUGGAUCCACCUUAUAUCGGAUAUGUAAAGCCACGGGUGGAUGCAGACUCUGGAAAUCUGUUCUGUGUCUUCUUCCCUUACCCCCCAGAACAUUUGACACGUUCAGCUCCCAGGUCAAAGGAUAUAAGACCAUAUAUAUCUCUUACCAUUUACGUUUCACUCAAAGAGAGCAACCAGGUUUCUGGAUCGGCAUCUGCGCUUUUCGCUGGGGGUUUUUCUGUACCAGAGAUGGACAUGGGUUCUAUGGAGGUGAAUCUAACACCAGACUCCAACACGACAACUAUAACCAUCUUGGGGAACACAGGUAUUGAAAUUGACUGGCACGAAAAGGAUGCCAUUGAGGUCAACCUUCUCGACGAGGAAGAUUUCGGGGUUGGUGGCCGUGCUUCCUACGAGCUGAAAGUGUCAGGACCAAACAGAGUGAAGGACCACAUUCGAAUCUCACUCCCAACCAAUGGUCAAGAAAUGUUAAUUGACGUGAACUACGAACCUGGUCCAAAACCAGCAGUCGAGAAAACCCCUGCCAGCCUCACGUUGCGAUCAGUCAUAGCUGGGGCCCUCAUUUUGGUUACUUCGGUAGCAGCCAUUCUGAUAAUCAAGGGGGAAGUGUCCAGCAGAACUCGAGCACCAUCACCACCAUCGUCGAUACCUCCAACUAAUGGCACUGCAAACGCUCCUCCUCCUGGGACUCCCGAUCGUGGGAGUGGCUCUAAGUUUACAGAACAGUCGCCAAGAACGCCUCAGCCUUACAUAGACUACGUGAGGCAGACUAUCGACGAGACCCCGUUUUAUCGGAGAGACGGUAGGAGGAGGUUUAACCCUCAGAACACUUACUAGGUCCGGUUGGCCUCGCUUUAGAACUCUGCUUCUUGGUUUCAUUUUUUGGAGGCGGAAAAAAAAUAUUCCAGGUGUAAAUAUCAGAGUGAGAUGUAUGAAACCUCUCCUCGAACAAUUGAUCUUGAUGGAUUUAUCAGUUAGAUGCACUUCUAGAAGUAGAUUCGGGAAACAACAGAAUGCUAUCAAUUCAUAUUAGGUUGAAUUAAGCUGAUGGAUUAUGGUAUGUAGAUUUUGUGAGACUCUCGUACAAUCGUACUUAAAUGAGAAAGUUGAUUGAUAAUAGGUUUGUGAAUCUUCGCUAAUGAGUUAUAAUUUAGAAACUCAUAAAGUUCUUUAAUUUAUAUGAGCAU